Messenger RNA from Saccostrea cuccullata (small rock oyster), 747 nucleotides. RefSeq names its product GTPase IMAP family member 4-like. The coding region runs from base 1 to 747 and encodes 248 amino acids. The record is from RefSeq and is a predicted model, not a curated record. Lineage: Eukaryota; Metazoa; Mollusca; Bivalvia; Ostreida; Ostreidae. Gene Ontology annotation, molecular function: GTP binding. The transcript is spliced from 2 exons.
AUGGCAUCAAAGUCAUACUUAGAAAAUGAAGGAAAAAUCUUUAAAAAUCUCAAGUACAACACAACCAUGAUCAUUAAAAUUGGAAGCAUCAUCUGUAUAUUCAGGCCAGAAAGUGCCAAAGAAAUUCCAAUUUUACUUGUUGGAAAAACUGGUGUAGGAAAGAGUACUACCGGAAACACAAUUCUUGGCACCAAUACGUUUUUUACAUCAACAGCUUCAACUUCGAAAACAGCAGAGACCCAAUAUGGUGUCUCAGAGAGAUUUAAUAAAUGUUUGGUUAUUAUUGAUACACCGGGACUCUUCGAUACAGACACAUUUGCUGAAAUCGAAAAGAUCACAGAUAUGAUAGACUAUAGUUCUCCAGCCAUUCAUGUUUUAUUAUUAGUUGUAAAAGUUGGGAGAUACACUGAUGAAGAACAAAAAAGUGUUCAUCUUCUUUUGGACUACUUUGGUCAACAAGUUGAGCGGUGUAUGAUCGUGGUAUUUACUGGUAAAGAUAAAUUGGAUGAUGAAAAUAUGACCAUAGAGGAAUACAUUAAUACUAUGGAUGACAACUCUAAUAUCAAAAAGUUCAUCAAUGAUGUAGAUAGAAGAUUUAUUGCUAUCGGUUUCAAUGGAAAUAUGACGGACCGUGAUAAGGAAGUAAAAAGUAUUUUGAAAAUGAUUGAACAGAUUGGCGAAAACGAUUUUCAUACCUGCUAUGGAAAAAGGGAUUUUACAAAUGUCGAAAAAAUUACACAAACUUGA